UGACCUUUCCAAGAUGGACAUGAGUGCCUCUUUUAUUGCCUAACGUCUGACCGUAAAAUUCUGUCCUCUCAUCUCGGUCGUGUUAUUUCCCUCGCGAAAAAGUCACCCCCAAAAUCGCUGAGUUCCUCCUUUUAACCUCAAACGUCUCCCGAGUGUUGUGCAACCCCUCAUCGUCUAUCCUUCUGCAACGGACUUCCACCUCGAGGCAGAUGUAAUCGUCGUGUGCAUAUUUCGCAUCCAUCUCCUUACUUCGAAGCGUGGCACCGGGUCGACCUCCUCAUAGGGUUAUGUUUACAUCCUUUACAUCUCUGAUUCAUCCGCUCCAAAAAUCUCAGUGAAAAAAUUCUGGAAAGUGUUUAGGAAAAAUCGACCUGGUGUUUUUCUCGUGUGUUUUUCCCUUGCUAUUGCGCAUGAAAAAUAUUCCUGCCCUUGGCAAUAGCCUAUUUAACCGUCGUGGGCCGCCAGGGCGCGAUAAGUGGGUUCAACCACCCACCUGCGUGUGCGUAGUCAGGAGUGAGACGUCGCGACGGCCAGCGCACCGCAAAUUGCGUUCGUUCUAGUAAACAGGUGUACAUAACACGAAACACGCACUAAGUGCGACGUACCCGCCUCGUGGCGAUUCAGUGUCAUUAGUGCAAGUGGACUCCAGGAAAAACAAGUUUAAAAGUGUAUCGCGAAUCUGUGACUUUAAAAAAGUGUUUAUUCACGCUAAAAUAUAUAAUACACAGUCUCAAGUGAAUAUCGAGGAUUUCCUUGUGUAUUUACAUCAUCAGAAAAUCAAGUGGCGUUGUUUUCCUGGAACUGGAUAUACGUUGUUUUCCGGGAAAGUGUCGAUUUUUUCCUGAAAUAGUUCAAAUGUUGUGAUUGACUUGUCACAAUAGAUAUUGAAUAUAGUGAUAGAAUUAGUUAUUGGGAAACAGUGAACGGAGGAUAUAGUGAUUGGGAAAACUCAGAAGAAAAAAGUGUUGGGUUGUUUAGAAGGAUUUAGGCGUUCCUAACCUGCAAAAAAAACGGGAGCAUUUGAUUUCGAUCGCGGCAGUUGGGUUGGGGGUGGGACGCCCUUGGUGCAAUAUAAAGCAUUGAGUGCAGAUGCACUGGAGGUGGCGUGCGUGAGUUUAUGAGUACGAGUGCUUAUUUACUUUUACCCCACGACACGUGCGUCCGCAGCCCUCUGGACUCGGCAUCGCCCUUAGCUGCGCGGACGACGUCGCUUGUCGCUGUCUCUGGCGUUUCUGGGAAGAAGAGGCAAGAGGCCAGGAAUGGAACACGGCGGGCUCUGAACGUCCAUGUUUACUUUUCUCCUCGGGGGAACGAACGCACAGGGUUUAGUGAACGCAGCCCCAGACUUUUAGAAAAUUUUUCACCACGUUUUCGUCACCGCUCACCCUUGACAAUAUUCGACUCCGUCGUGGGUCGAGUUUCCGUGGAAGGACGAAUGUGACGCGCCUCUCCGGAGAAGUGCCGUGUAAAUGGUGCUUCCCACCGUAUGCGAAUCAGUGUCGUGGGGUGUUUGCAAAAACGGGUUUCUUAACCUCGACGGCGAUGUCCUCGAGCAGGAGCCUGGUCUCUCCUUUAGGAGGACCCAUCGUGCUCACUGGACAUCUCAGGAAGCUCAAGACUCUCAAGAAGAAGUUCUUUGUUCUUCGCGGCGAAGCGACCGGAUGUCCUGCGUGCCUAGAGUAUUACGAUAACAAAAAAAAGUUUGAGAACAGCCAACCACCGAAACGCAGUAUUUCUCUGCAUAGCUGUUUUAAUAUCAACAAACGCAGUGAUACCAAGCAGAAACAUGUUAUUGCCCUUUACACCAAGGACGAGUGUUUCUGCAUAGUCCUCGACAAUGAAAAGGAGAUGGCAGAUUGGCUUAAUGCAAUGUUGUUGCUGCAAAAUGGAGGUCAACCUGAUGGCGAACAACCACGUCCGACAUUUGAGCACGUGUGGCAAGUAACUAUGCAGAAAAAGGGUCUUGGUGAGCGUAAAAACAUCCACGGACCUUACAGAUUGUGUCUAACCGAUGCAGCCGUAACUUUUGUCAAAGUUGGCGCCAAACACAAAUCGGAUCUCAUCGAGUUCCCUCUGGUUUCGAUAAGACGAUGUGGGUUCAUGGACCGAAUCUUCUACAUGGAGAUGGGAAGAUCAGCAGUAACGGGCGGUGGAGAAUUUUGGAUGGAAGCUGAAGACAACAACAUUGCUCAUAAUAUGCAUGCUGCCAUUUUGAACGCCAUGACCAAUUCAAACGCAAAUAGGGACGAAGUAGGACCUCGUCAGAGGAUGCGAAGUUCCUCAGCGAAUGAGGCUAGUAAACCCAUAUCCGUUCUGCCCCGCCGGCACACGGGGCAAAAGCUCCUUGGCUUCUCGCCUCUGGAGGAACAGAGGACGCACAAGGAGCAGGUGGACUCGUUGCAACAACAGAACGCCACUGCCUCUGCCCCUUCACAGUGUAGUCAAUCACAGAGUACAUCCUCUUCCAAUACACUCACGGCGCCUGCCGGUUCCGGAACUGGGACUGCUGGGAUUGCCUCAACUAAUGCCAACAGUACCACUACGAGUAGGCGCCGCCACUCAGUAGCAAGUCAUCCCCAUUCCGCCAAUAAUUCCCAAUCCGCUCAUGUCAAUACUACAUCAUCAUCAACAACAACAACAACUACUACUACUACUACAACCACCACCGCAACCGCGACCACCACUACCACAACAAAUUCCCAUCAGAGAACCCUGUCGCUGCCCUUAGCUGCCGUUGCUAUCAAUCAAACGCAAUCAUCUAAAAGAUCCGUGUUACGCUGCACAAGCGGAAGGGAGAGAUGCGACAGUUUACCGUCGCGAGCUCGAACCACCAGUGAAGGGCAUCCAACACCUCCUGUCCUGGGACAUCCGAGAGCGAUUCAUCUUGGCCCGCACGCGCCAAGGCCGCAUUCCAUGUACGGUAGGGGAAUUUCCUAUUCCCCGCCGGUUACCUCGAUGCCCAUUAGUCCAGCUUCUGGGGCUUGCUCUACAGAUUCAGCAGGAUCAUCGCUCUCUAUGGAUGACGGUGUCAUCGAGAACAUCAUGGAGGAGGGCCUAACUCCAGCCAGAUACGGCCACUCCUUGACGCCUGAUGAGCCCGUCAUCCUCGAGGAGAAUGGCGAUGACUACGCACCUUGGCCGAGCAACCAGCAGAAAUAUUCGCCCAACUUCAAGUCCCAUUCUCCUUCGCAGAGUUCGUACGUGGAGAUGUACAGCCCUUGCGGAUCAAGUCCGAGUCGUGGUGGAGGAGCCUACAUGCCAAUGAGUCCAGCCACGACAGCUCAUUCGCAUUCUCGAGCCUCGUCGUUGGUCGAGGAGACGAGCACUCUUCCUCCGGAUGGUUACGUCCCAAUGGCACCCGCUGGAGACGACGGAUACGUCCAUAUGGAUCCAUCAAAUAGUCAAAAUGGCCACUUCCCGGACGACAUGUCGACACAUGGUGGCAGCAGCUGUUCAGUCACUUCGGGGACACCCAGUACGGAUCUGAGGUUUUCCGAGUAUCAUCUGGACAAAGUCACCAGCUUCCUGGCACCCGGUGAAGAUUUGCAGGCCAGGCAAACCCGAGCCUACUCAGUUGGAGCGAGGCCCGACCCUGCAACUAGGCAUCGCAAAAAUAGUAUCUUCCGUGACAGAUUCGACUUUGCUCUGCAAGAAGCGAGUAGAGUGCGUGCGUUUUCAGUGGGUAGUCGAUCAAAGAGGCCAGAGAUCGGAAGAUUGGCGAAUAUCGUAACCGCGCCUCUGCAGGCCGGCGUGGAAAAUUCGAAUGCGAAUAAAUCGAACUCGGCGCCGCUUUUGUCCAGCUCUUGGGGUCACACUUCCGGCUGCUCCACGAAUUCGGAGCGAAUGGAGGAUCUCAUGGAAUUGGACUUUACAAGGCCGCAUAUGCCGACCACUGUCGCUUCUCCACCCUCGUCUUAUUCCCAGUCACAAUCUGUCUCCACUGCCACCGACACAAGUUCAUAUGUCGAUAUGUCGCCUGGACAACAACAACAACAACCACCUGCCACGACCACCACCACUGCUCCUUACGUCGAUAUGAGUGGCGUUAACAAGACGGGAUCAUCGAUUAAUCGAAAUAACAAUAACAAUUCAACCACUGCCAAUCAUAAUCACAAUAAUGUUCUUCAGACGACGUUUAUACCUUCCCUGAAACCGGUGAUAACUACUUUAAAACCAGUCGAAGAAGCGGAGGCUCCUUACAUGAGGAUGGAUCCUGCUAUUGAUUAUUGGCUGAAACCUGAAACGAGUCCGAAAGAUGUCCCGUCGCCAAUGCAAGACGAUUACAUGCAAAUGAACGGACCACCUGGAGUAACGAGAACCGCUCCAGUGGAUCUUCCCCAACCGCGGCGACCUCCAGAAGGCUAUGUCGAGAUGUCUUUCAAAGUUCGUCCAAGUUUAGAGCAAGACUACAUAAACAUGAACAUGAAUAUGGGAGCGAAUGCACGCAGCCAGCGUCGAGCCCGGAAGAGCAACCGCAAGGACAAGGUCCGGUCGCAGCCAAUCGCUAUCCAAGCGGGAAGCAAGCCAACGAAAGCACCCAGCUUUCUUCCCCUCAACAAUAGUCCAACCUCCGAGAGUCUGGAAAGCACACCGGCCACUCCUCCACGAGCCACACCCACCGGAUCUUCAGCAACGAUAUUCCCCUUCUUCCUCAACAGUCCUCAAUCUCCCGAGAAACCUUUCUCUGCGAAGGAAGAAAACAGCAAGUCCUCGUCAAUCGGUGACGUCUCUUCCGCGAGCAGCGAUUAUGCAGUAAUGGUUCCCUCGAGGAAGAUUUCGGCUCCUAGUCCUCUCCCCGGGGUUGAUGACAAGACCCUCUCCAAAUUGGCAGACGUUAACACUCCCUCGAAACUCGUCGACGCAAAGUCCCCGUCGAAAGUCGUCGACGAGCAAUCUCCUAGUCCCAGAGAGACGAUUCGACCCGUCUCGAAUCCCCUUCUUCCCCAGGAAGUCGUUCUCGCUCCCCUGGUGAAGAGAACUAACGACCUGAGCCUGUCGAAGCCCCGUCUCGUCACGGCUUCGCCUACAGCCAGCCCGACGCCUCCUGGUUUCAAGCCUGUACAGUCGAAACCCUCGUCCCCGAAAUUGUUGGAUGAAACACCGACUCCAACACCGACGCCUACACCGACGUCAACGCCAACGCCAAGUCCCCUCGACAGUGAGGGCUACGAGAAGUUGCAGCCCGGUUCUGCGAUUCUUCACUACGCUAGCCUCGAUCUGCCGGAAGUCAGCGGGGCUCCACCCGUUUCGCCCAUUCCCGUUCAGGAAGGCUUCAAAUACGCGGAAAUUGACUUCGCGAAACUUAAACAGAACUAGGCUGUUUUCUAGAUUCUGUCGGGAAGCGUAGUCCAUUUUUAGGGACGAGACUAGCUAAACCGGGUCGUGGGUGACGAAAUUAGAGCUUGAAGCAUGGUGCUUUUAAAACGAAAUGGAGAAUAUAUGGAAGAAACUUUGAUAGAUUUUACGAAAGAAAAAAAUAAAGAAAAAUAAAGAUCUUAUGAAGGACAUGUUACAAACUGUUUCAAAUUAGAUCAAACCAGUCUGAAAUACGAUUCCCGCGAGUUCAAAACCGACAUUGAAUAUCUCACAAACAUGUGAUUUUGGAAAUGGGGAUAGAUCAUUUUUCCAUCUGAUGCCAAAAAUCAGGACUAGAAAGAUUAGCUCAAAUUAGGGAGUUUACAGCCGUUGAGAAUGCUGCGGAUCACACAUCCUUUGGCCCGCGUAUGUUAAUUUAACAAAUUUUUGAAUUAUUUGAGAGCUUCCUUUUAAAGUGUGAUUGCAUAUGUAGAAUAAUUCAAGAAUAAGUGAUAUUCGAAAGUGCACGUCAAGUUUUGAUAAGGAUUUUACAUUUUUUAACACGAUGACUGAACGAGGAAUUAUCUCCGGUCCAUAACACAAAUUUUCGUUUGAUCGGAAUCAAAGCGAAUUUAUCUGCCGAGCAUAGUUCCACAAGUUUGAAAAAAAAUUCCUUUAAAUUGUCCGCGUGCACUCUUCAAUCACUUAUUCUUGAAAUUAAUACUUCAAAAAAAUUUUAAACUCAAAAUUCGCGGGGAAAAGGUACUUGUGCUCGACAGGGUCUUCUCAAUGGCUGAAAACAACCUUAUUUUAAAAAGAGUGAUUUUAAAUUGUGCUUAAUGUAUAAAACCAAAAAUUCGAUUCAGAUUAUGCAAAGAAUAUGAAUAAUGUACUAUUGGAAUUGAAGUACAAAUUAUAACCUAUCUUUUAGGUUUACAUUUUUUAGAUUGUAAAUAUUCCAUACCUAAAUCAUAUACAAUUUACCUAUGAGUUCCCUAAAUAAGUUCGUUCAAGCUUUAGUUUUCGAUAAAGACUUAUUUUUAUUAUGCAAUGAUUGCCUUUAACUCCACAAAACAAUCGUAAAACCACUUUUAUGGACAAUUUAAAAUGCAUCGUUUAUACUCGACCUACUACAGAUCCUUUGAAUGAUUCUCGAAACCGGAUUUGUUACAGGCUGUUUAACGCGAUGAUUGUGGUCAGAACUUGCGGAAAUAAUUUUCGAAACAGUUUGAUACUAGAACGAAACAGAGAGUACAAAAUUUUCCUUUGCGACGUUAUAAAAAAAACAAAGGCAAAAUGUGAGAAGAGAUUAGUACAGUUGGCAAUACAAAUCACAGUAGAUAAAUAAUUAAUUAAAGAUGCUAGUUUAUAUAAAAUAAUUAGGUGAAAUUGUUAAUUAAUGAAGUCCUAUUGCGUUUUAUUUAUUUAUUAAUUUUGAAUAAUAAUUAUUUUUAAUUAAUUAUUAUCUAAUGUAAUUAGAUUUUUCCUAGCGAAAAAAGAAUUAUUGUUGUUUGAAGGGAGAAGUAUCUAGUGUACUGAAAAAUAUAGAUUACGCUUAAUAGAUUUUUAGCUUCAAAGUUGUUAAUUUAUUAAAUUCGUGUUGUUUUUUUGCUUUCUUCGUAUUAUUGAAUUUUAUGGAGGGCCUUGUUUUCUUUUUGCAUAGAAAUAUUUUCAAGCAUCUUUGAGAUUGUAUUGUAGUGUAAUAUGAUACAUUGUAUAGGAUUGUUUAAUGAUCUAAUGGAUCUCUAAGCGAUUGUUAAUUGGUUUAAUUUAUUUAAGUCUUAAAAAAGUCUUCGUUUCCAAUCAUCUCCACAGCUAAUCAGGAACGGUUUUUUGGCACUUUCGUGUAAAAGUGAUAUUUUUCUUGUUUCUCAAACUUAUUCUCAUAAUGAAAAUAAAUCGACGGACAUAUUACAUUUAAUUUAAUAAAUAUCUCUAAUUAAAAAAAGACAAUGCAUGAUUCAUGUGAAAUAUUGAAUGUUAAUAUUAAAAAGUCUAGUUAUCUGUGUGUUUUGUUUGUUUACUUGUUAAUCUAUUUAUGUUUAAAUACCACUUAUUGUUAUUAAAACGAAAAAGAAUGUAAAACAAAAAUUUGAAAUUUGAGAAACAAGAAUAAUUUUUUCCGAAUAAACUCAAAAAUGCGUACGAAAGCCAAAAAAAGUUUUACUGGAAGCUCUUCUUAUAUUUUAUCAUGUUGGGUUGCUUUUAAUUUGUAAUUACAAUUUAUUUGCGAGCAAAAGGUCGACGGACUUUUUUUGUAAAUGAAAUUCAUGGUAAAAUAUUUUCUGGUUUCCAACAAGAACAUUGAAUUUUCAACUGAGCAUGACAGAUUUAGUCACGUCACCCAAGACCUGGUUUCGUUUUAGGUCUAUUGUUUUGCACUUGCAGGUAUGUCGUCGGGUUUCGAUAUUGAUUUCGUCGGUAUGUUAGUUAAUGAGUAAUUAUUUAAUGUUUUUGUAUUUUGAGUACCGCGUCUAGGGGAGACACUUUAGGUUGAAAAUUGCAGCAUUGUCCGUCGGUGACUCGAGCUUUUAAGGUGAAAGAUAUUUGACUCUAAACGGCAUCAGAAUUCAAAAACAAAGUUGGACACUUAAACCAAAUUUAUUGAAUCGAAGAAAAAAAAAACGAUUUGAUAAAAU
Messenger RNA from Belonocnema kinseyi, 7934 nucleotides. It is a transcript of the gene chico, whose product is annotated as insulin receptor substrate 1-like. The record is from RefSeq and is a predicted model, not a curated record. Gene Ontology annotation, molecular function: phosphatidylinositol 3-kinase binding; insulin receptor binding. Gene Ontology annotation, biological process: insulin receptor signaling pathway. Bases 1543 to 5316 code for a protein of 1257 amino acids. Lineage: Eukaryota; Metazoa; Arthropoda; Insecta; Hymenoptera; Cynipidae. Gene Ontology annotation, cellular component: cytosol; plasma membrane. The transcript has 11 exons.